Penicillium taxi is the source of this 867-nucleotide messenger RNA. RefSeq names its product SDR family NAD(P)-dependent oxidoreductase. The transcript is spliced from 2 exons. The coding region runs from base 1 to 867 and encodes 288 amino acids. Lineage: Eukaryota; Fungi; Ascomycota; Eurotiomycetes; Eurotiales; Aspergillaceae. Gene Ontology annotation, molecular function: oxidoreductase activity. The record is from RefSeq and is a predicted model, not a curated record.
AUGGCCAAUAUCAAUAUCCCACACGAAAUAUUUAGCAAAAGUGCCAAUAAAACCGUUCUCAUAACCGGAGCAGCCCGCGGCAUAGGAGCCGAAACAGCCCGGCUCUUCCAUCAAAACGGCGCAAAUGUGGUCCUAACAGACCUAGAAAGAUGCCGCUCAGCAGCAGAUCAAUUCAUUCUUUCAAAUCUAGAUCCAGAACGAGCGAUUUUUGCUGCGGCGAAUGUGGUCGACUGGGCACAAUUGACGACCGCGUUUGAUCACGCUAUUGCUACAUUUGGCGGUCUAGAUAUCGUAAUCGCCAAUGCGGGGAUUAUGGAAUCGAAUGCUGUUCUUGAUGUGAAUGAUGUGGAUGAGUUUGGAAAAUUGAAAGAGAAUCAAGAGGCGAAUACGAUAUUUGAUGUUAAUUUGAAAGGCACAUUGAAUACGCUCCGACUAGCCCUAUUCUGGUUGCAAAAAUCCAAGUCAAAAAAUGAGGGUUCAAAAUCCAUCAUCCUCAUCGGCUCUACCUCUAGCUAUUUUGGCGGGACAGGCGUUGCUGCUUAUGUAGCCUCCAAACAUGGCAUUCUAGGUCUCCUUCGAGCAGCGCAGGCUUCAUCGCAGGAACUAGGCGUUCGGGUGAAUGCCGUAGCGCCCUUUUGCACCCCGACGUAUAUCACAGCUGGAUUUGCGGAACGAUGGAGUGAGGCGAGGUUAGAGCAGAACACGGUUGAGGGUGUUGCUGCAGCUAUUGCGUUUCUGGCUUUGGAUGAAGGCAGGAGAGGACAGUGCUUUUUGGUAAGCUGUGCUAGAAUUUUCCAUGGGUACUUAGGUAUCGUUCCAAGGUUCGGUGGAAAGCUAAUGAAUUUUUAUGAGAAAGGUCGCAGGUAA